AUGGCGCCCCACCCAACAGUAAUAGAGAGAAAGAAGAGAAAAUACUCCAUAAACUGGCCUAGGCAAAAGAGAGACAUGAAAAUUCUGAACAUUACUGCGGAAGACUCCCAGCCAGCUGGCCAGCAAGCUUGGCCCUCGUCUCGUGUCCAGUCCCAUACAGGUAAAGAAAGGGGGGAAACAGAUCUGCGUACAAGGCAACUUUUUGCAAACAACAAACACUUUAGUCUACUAUCCGCCUCUGGUCUGAUUAUACAACUUCUUUUUGGGCGAAUCUUACGCGCCCACCGACAAAACCCAACCCAACUAAACCUAACCGUCGCACAGACUGAACACGCACUCAUGCAUCCACAGCUUAGUUAUGGUGGCAAUUCGGGGGAAUUACACCGUUUGUGUGGUGGCACUUCGGUUUUACCUCAUAGGAAGUUACUAGUAGUACUCCGUAACUAUCCAUUUAUCUGGGUUAUUAAGGGCUGGUUUGGAUGGCUCGUCCGUUGUAUUGACACCACAUACUGUAAGAGGCAGGUACAACAGGUUGGAAGGAAAAAGAAGGAUAAGGCAACCCACGCAAGCAAGGAAAAGAAUCCAAGUCAUCAGACAGUCCACAACCCACCCUGCAAUAUGGUUGGUAACCCUGCGGGCUUCUCCUGGGUGGGUAGCAAGUUGUUUCUAAAUGCGGUUCAUGCUUGCUUCUUCUUGUCCAAGUUUUAUCGACUUCUUGAUUGGGCACGGGAGACUGAAUCAAGCAUUAUCUACCUAGCAAUUACCUCUUGCAUGCGCAGUGGACCAAGAAACCUGGUUGUUUCUUGGCCUGUCAGCGAUUAA
Aspergillus costaricaensis CBS 115574 is the source of this 822-nucleotide messenger RNA. RefSeq lists its product as uncharacterized. The transcript is spliced from 10 exons. Lineage: Eukaryota; Fungi; Ascomycota; Eurotiomycetes; Eurotiales; Aspergillaceae. Bases 1 to 822 code for a protein of 273 amino acids. The record is from RefSeq and is a predicted model, not a curated record.